UUUCAGCGUAUCGAAACGCUUUAGCAAUUUGGACCUCGGGUCCCCAAACUCCUCUUUCAAUUCAAUUAACAAUUCCCCAUAUUUCAGGUCUGAUAAUUUUCGUGGCAAUAAUUUUUGGGCAAUUUUAGAAUAUUCGGGACCACCUAAUUUCGCAAUAAGCAAUCUAGCUUUCAUUUCAUCACUCAAUGUGGCCCCCUCAAUUUCAAAGUACGAUUUGUACUUAUCGUACCACGUUUCGAACGUGAAUGCCCUUGGAAUAUCACAAUGGAACUCAGAAAUCAAUUUAUGCAAUUUACCAUAUAGCGCUGCUCCUUCUUGAUGAAGCGAAGUUGCACUAUCAAUAUUCGGCGUAUUGCCCAAUUUUUUCAACAAUUCUGCAAUCUGAUUUUGCUGUAGCAUUAAUUGUUUGUUUUGGUGUUCCUGAAGUUCCUUUUGCUGUUGAUUGA
Meloidogyne enterolobii is the source of this 446-nucleotide messenger RNA. NCBI's taxonomy places the organism in Eukaryota, Metazoa, Nematoda, Chromadorea, Rhabditida, Meloidogynidae. The record is from the annotation of a GenBank genome assembly.